GGCUCUCCUGCGUGCUGUCAACAUCGACGGCGCCAAGGUCAUCAACGAGGCCUGCAAGCAGGCCGGCGUCGAGCGUCUCGUCCUCACCUCCAGCUGCUCGGUCCUCUGGUCUGGCGACAACCUCCUGAACGCCGAUGAGACCUUCCCCUACGCCCACUCGCCCUUCGACCCGUACACCGCCACCAAGAUCGAGCAGGAGCGCAUCACCCUGGCCGCCAACGACCCGGCUGGCAAGUUCCGCACCGCGGCCAUCCGCCCGCACACCAUCUACGGCCCGCGCGACAAGAUCUUCUCGUCCAUGGCCCAGCGCGCCCACGACAACAACCUGAAGUUCGCCAUCGGUAACGGCAAGAACCUCGUCGACUUCACCUUCGUGUCGAACGUCGUCUACGGCCACUUCCUGGCCACCGAGCACCUGGAGCGCGGUGGCAUUGCCUGCGGCAAGGCCUUCAACGUCACCGACGACGAGCACAUGCCGUUCUGGGAGUUCAGCAACCGCAUCCUGCGCAAGAUGAACAAGCCGGAGAUCGCCUACUACAUGAACUUCCACCUGAUCCUGUUUGUGGCCACCGUGGUCAACUUCUUUGUCCAGCUGCUGAAGCCGGUGGUCAAGCUGAAUGUCACCUUCUCGCCGCACGUCGUGCGCCUGGUCGGCACCGAUCACACCUACAACAUCACCCGCGCCAAGAAGGAGCUCGGCUACCGCCCGCUGGUCUCCACCCAGGAGGGCAUCGAGAUCUGCCUGAACGCCAUGAAGUUCUAA
Molecule: messenger RNA, 763 nt
Organism: Fonticula alba
Lineage: Eukaryota; Rotosphaerida; Fonticulaceae
Exons: 4
Biological process (GO): steroid biosynthetic process
Molecular function (GO): 3-beta-hydroxy-Delta5-steroid dehydrogenase (NAD+) activity
Source: RefSeq, a predicted model, not a curated record